AUGGACAACAUCACAAAGGAUGUUCUCAGUCAUUACCUGGAGAAUUUGGUGACUCCUGUUCGAAACGGCAUUUGUGACUCUUCACCUGUCGUCAGAUCAGCAGCUGCUGACACUUUCUCGGUUCUUUACCAGGUUCGUGAGUGA
Messenger RNA from Cooperia oncophora, 144 nucleotides. Lineage: Eukaryota; Metazoa; Nematoda; Chromadorea; Rhabditida; Trichostrongylidae. The record is from the annotation of a GenBank genome assembly.